This is a messenger RNA of Cucurbitaria berberidis CBS 394.84, 759 nucleotides long. RefSeq lists its product as uncharacterized. The record is from RefSeq and is a predicted model, not a curated record. NCBI's taxonomy places the organism in Eukaryota, Fungi, Ascomycota, Dothideomycetes, Pleosporales, Cucurbitariaceae. Bases 1 to 759 code for a protein of 252 amino acids. The transcript has 2 exons.
AUGUCUUCACUGUCCAUAAUACUCCUAAUUGCUACGCUCGUCGAAGUCUCCGUUUCCUCCUGCUUCCUCCCCAAUGGAACUGCGCUUGACGACCGAUGGGCUCAGUCAUGCUCACCUGACCCCAGAAAUCCACUCCACACAGUAUGUUGCCAUACGAAGUGGGAAAAUCCUCCUGGUGGAGACAUUAUCUUAGGACCAACGGCAGAUGAAUGUCUUCCAAACGGGUUGUGCCAAAAUCGAGGCUGGAGCAGUGUUGAAGGGGACAAAAAACCUCCAUGGACACACUACUACAGGGUUUAUUGCACAAAUCAAGACUGGAGUGGGUGUUUGGAUGUUUGUAAUAUCGGUCUUGCUGCAGACGACGUUGCCCAAAUUACGCCCUGCGAUCAAUCAGGCACUUCCGAAAAAUGGUGCUGCGGAAAUUCAACGGACUGUUGCACGUCUGGCAGCGCCUCCGAGAUCGUUAUAAUUCCACGGGCGCUUGGCAAUCUCACCUCAGGGUCGCUUUCGCCUCCACCAGGGACAGACACCAAUAAGAACAACGCUCGUAAAAGACGAAACAUGAGGAUCGGAGCCGGAGUAGGAAUCGGCUUUGGAGUACCAGCGCUUGGAGUUAUCAUUUGGUGGUGUCUUUGGCACCGGCGCAAGACAAACAAGGAAAAUUUGGACCCAUCUGAUGAGAUCUCUCUUAGACAAACCGAAACUCUGGGAACGCGGCAUGCAGUAAUUGGACGCUCAGAUACUCACGGCCAAAUUUAA